GCUUUAAGAUGAAGAUUUAGGAUAACGUUGAGAUGUCUCUUACAGUUCUUGAGAUGCAAGUGAACGCAAUACCACCGGUGAUCGAAAUUGUGGAGGAGGAGGACGAAGAUGUAGGAGACGAGGAAGGAGAAGAGGGAGGGGAGGCUGCUGGUGAAGAGGAGGAGGAGGAGGAAGAGGAGGAGGAGUACAAGAAGGAGGAGGAAGAGGAGGAGGAGGAGGAGGAGGAGGAGGAUGAACUAGACGAGGAUGAGGAGGAUUAUGAGGAGGAGUAUGAAGAGGAGUAUGAUGAGGAAUAUAAAGAAUAUUAUGAGGAGGAAGCUGAUGAAGGGGAGGAGGAAGAAGAAGGAGUGGAGGGGGAGGAAGAGGAAGAAGAGGAAGAGGAGGAAGCAGAGGAGGAGGAGGAGGAGGAAGAAGAAGACGAGGAGGAGGAGGGAGGAGAAGAAGAGAACUCAGACGGAGAGGGAGUUGAAACAGCUGCUGAUGAAGAGGAAGUUGAGGUGAUGGCAGAAGAAGAGGAGGGUGAAGAAGAGGAGGAGGAAGCAGCAGAGGGAGUUGAAGAGGAGGAAGAGGACGGAGAAGAAAAAAAAGACACAAACGAGGAGGAGGGAGGAGAAGAGGAGUCAAAUGAAGAGAGAGUUAAAACAGCUGCCGAUGAAGAGGAGGAUGAGUUGAAGGCAGAAGAGGAGAUGGGCGAUGAUGAAGAACAGUUGGAAGCAGCAGCUGAAGAUGAGGGUGAAGAGGAGAAGGAACCGGAAGCUGUUUCAGCUGAAAUUGAUGACAAAGAAGAAGAUGAUGAUGAUGGUGAUGAUGACGGUGAUGAAGAGGAAGAAGAAGAGAACCCAGAUGCUGCUGAUGAAGAUGAUGUCGUGGCCUCUGAACCUGCAGCCGCUGAUGCUGACGAUGAUGAAGUUUCUCCUGAACCCCCCUCCUCCUCCUCUGAGGAGGAGGAAGACUCGGCGGCGUCUCCCGAUUCUGACGUCUCUGACAGCCACGAUGAAGACGACGAAGAUGACGACGCAUUCACUGACACCUCGGAAGUCAGUGGAUCUGCGCUCCCGAGGGACGAAGAAGACGACGAAGACGACAAAUUAGCGGAGGGGGUCGUGACGUCAGACAGCGAGGACGAGCUGCAGCUUCAUCUUCCUCCCGUUCUCGCAGCCAGUGAGGAUGAUGAAGACAACGAAGAUCAAAAACCUGCUGAGGAGGAAGGUCUUCCUCCUUUACCUGUUGAGGAUGACGAUGACGACAUUGACGGUGAACACCUGGACGGAGACGUCAGAGUGGCCGAGGACGCUGCUGCUGCUGCUGCUGCUGCUGCUGCUGCUGAUGAUGAUGAUGAUGAUGAUAAUGAUGAUGAUGAUGAUCUGGACCAAUCAGAGGACGACAUCUCCGUCGCCUCCUCUGACCACUUUGCGGACGAUGAAGAUGAUGAGGAAGACGGUGACCUCGGAGACCUCGACGAUGACGACAAACCAGGUGAGGUCACUGAAGAAGACCACCGUGACGACGGUGAUGACGAAGAGGAGGAGGAAGAGGAAGAGGAGGAGGAACCCGUGACCGCCUUUGAGAGCACCGACAGCGGAGUCUUGGGCGAUGAAGAUGAUGACGAAGAAGAGGACAUCGCUCUUCAAACAGAUGAAGAGACCGUCUUCAGUGAAGACAUCUCCUACGACACAACCGACGAUGACGAUGAUGAAGAUAUCGACAACAGCUCAUUUGAGCUCCACGAACACGAAGAAGAAAAAGAAACACUUGUUGCCGCUGAAAAGGACGAUGAUGAUGAUGAAGAUAUCGACAACAGCUCAUUUGAGCUCCACGAACACGAAGAAGAAAAAGAAACACUUGUUGCCGCUGAAAAGGACGAUGAUGAUGAUGAUGACGACGAUGAAGUCAAAUUCGAGUCCUCAGAAGGCGAGGAUGACGAGCAGGACGACGAUGAUGAUGACGAAGACAACGACGAUGAUGAUGAUGUUGAUGAAGUCUUGCUUGCAGCUUCCACUGCAGCAGCGUCCACCGGCCAGCAGGAGGCGCUAAAGACCGAGGCGGACCAGGACGAUGAAGAGGAAGAAGACCCCAAACAGGCUGAAGAGCAGACUGAGGAGGCUGAAGCAGGAACAACUGCCGGCGCUCUCCAGGAGGACGAGGGCGAGGGGGGCGGAGACAAAGAGGACGGAGACAAGGAGCCGGGCGCCGGACUGAAGAGGACCGUGGACGAGCCCGAGGACGAGCAGGAGGAAGACUACGACGAAGGCGGCGAGGAGAAGGCCUCGGUGGACGUGAGCAGACCGGUGGAGGAGGCCGCAGUGUGUCCCUGUAUGAACUCCGCCAAGGCCAAAGAGCCCGCCGCCGAGACGGAGGACAGAAAAGAUGCUCCGAGGAGAGUUUCCGCUGUGAGGAGGAGAAAAGAGGCUGUGAAGGCCGAGGAGAAGCCCACACGUAAAGGUCUGCCCAGGGUUGCGGUCCUGGAGCCCCCGAGGACCAGGAGACUCCCGCCUCCUUUCAGAGCCAAGAGAGCGGAAAAGACUCCGACCAAGACUCCAAAAAAAAAGACGGAGACUAAAAAACAAGACGACGUCCCAGAAUCUGAACAAGAAGUCGGCCCCUGCAGACCUGCUCCGGUCUACUGCCCGGCCCCCCCCGGCUGGUACGUCCACCACGUCGUCACCGACAACCCGUACCCCCCCCCCACCAUGCCAGCUCCUUCCGCUCCGGUUGUGACCGCCCACCCCGCCGGAGCUCCGCCCCUUUACCCGCAGCCGCCGCUCUACGCGCACUACCAGCCCUACCAGCCGUACCCGCCGUACCCCCCCAUGCAGCCGCCGGCGUGGCCUCAGGCGGAGCCGGGGUCCCCCGUCCCUCCGGGGGAGGCCCCCGUGGAGCCGGGGGUCCAGCCUGCGGCCCACGCAGCAGAGAGCGUUGAGCAGGAAGUGAAGGAGGCUGCUUCCACCGCCGGAGAUGCGACUGCUUCAAUUGACAAAACCAAAGCUGCCGCUGCAAAGAAAGAGCCAACGUUAAGAAAAGAGAAAAAAAGUCCGACAGGGGUGAAGAAAGAGUCAGCCGUGAGAGACAAAACCAAACCUGCUGCUAAGAAAGACGCGGCUCUGAAAGAGAAAACCAAACCUGCUGCUAAGAAAGAGGCCGAAGCCGCUCGACAGCUGAAGAAAUCGGCCUCUGAGGAGAAAGAAGCGCCGCCCGCCAGGAGCAAAGUCAAGGCUUCUGUGGCCAAGAGAGGUACGACGUCCACUGGCCCAGAACCGCGUCCGCAGCCCACGGAACUGAGGUCCCGGCCGGAGGCGGCGAGGAGGGCGAAUGCCACGUCUCAGGCGAAGGAGCAGAAAGCCGCCGGGGCUCCGUCUGAACCAGACAAAACAAGAUCCAAAUUAUUGGCGGACAAGAAAAGCAGAGCCGAGAAGGCCGAGAGGAAAGGUGUCAGAGAGGCCGAAGAUGGAGACAAAGAACCAUCACAGGCCAAAGAAACGCAGGUCGAUGACAACGCGGCGGCAAAGAAGAAACCAAGCCAGCGGUACUUCCAGUGCAUCUACGUCCCCGGUAAAAGCGCACAGUACCCCUUGCGACCUUUGACCCCGGCCGUGUCCCCCGCCAUGAUGACGCCCGCCAUCAGGUCCAUGUUGGAGCAGCAGCAGAAGGCGGCGAGGACGUCGGGACAAUAGCCGGGUCUCCCCCACCGCCUCCACCCGCCCCUCACGUCCCCCCUCCCAC
Molecule: messenger RNA, 3720 nt
Organism: Gasterosteus aculeatus aculeatus (three-spined stickleback)
Lineage: Eukaryota; Metazoa; Chordata; Actinopteri; Perciformes; Gasterosteidae
Source: RefSeq, a predicted model, not a curated record